Penicillium malachiteum is the source of this 300-nucleotide messenger RNA. RefSeq lists its product as uncharacterized. The transcript has a single exon. The record is from RefSeq and is a predicted model, not a curated record. The coding region runs from base 1 to 300 and encodes 99 amino acids. Lineage: Eukaryota; Fungi; Ascomycota; Eurotiomycetes; Eurotiales; Aspergillaceae.
AUGGCCAAUUUUACAACCACAGAUGAUGAACAGCAAUUAGCGGCAGAGCGACAUCGCAAAUUCUGGGGCACUGCCAAAAUCGCCAUCCGCCAAAUCAUUCCCCAUCCUUCUAUUUCGCAGCGGUUGGACCAGCGGAAUGUCAAGCGGCUUUGUGAGAUUUUUGAAAAAGAGGGCUGUCGGAGACUUGCCGCCUACAAUCACCUUACUGCGGUUGUGUCAAAACACCAUCUGGACGACGCGCUACGGGCUGCACAGGCGGGUCUUGCAGAUACUACCGAUGACCCCCACCCCUACCCUUAG